AUGGAAUCUGUUGUGGCAGCCGCACAUUCUGGUGGUCUGAAACCAGUAUUUCUCUGUCCUCUCCAUGAAGGAAUCUCAAAGCUCUUGUCUCAGUGGACCGGCCUUCAAAUGGCAGUUCGAAACGAGUGGGGUGGCCGCGAUUCCAUCAAGAAAUCGGAGCAACUGUCGUCUGAUAUCCUCUCCUGGUUCUCUCAAUCCAAAGAGGUGCUUUAUGUGGAAGAUUUAGAGAAUUUGCUAUAUGAGAGCUUGCUACUUUCAUUUAACACAGAGAUUGAGGAUGGAAGCAUCGAGGAGGUUGCAGAACAGUUGAUGAUAAUGCACGAUGAAUACUUACAAGGAGACCAUCAAUUCGUAAAUGAACUCUGCAUUGGAAGCUUAUCGCGCAUAUGACUAUGGUACUCACCUACAAGCGCACACCCAAAUUUUAAGUAAUCAUACUGGUCGUAAGGUUCGUUUGAGUAGCAAGUUUGUGGGCUU
Ilex paraguariensis (yerba mate) is the source of this 477-nucleotide messenger RNA. Lineage: Eukaryota; Viridiplantae; Streptophyta; Magnoliopsida; Aquifoliales; Aquifoliaceae. The record is from the annotation of a GenBank genome assembly.